Hemiscyllium ocellatum (epaulette shark) is the source of this 5029-nucleotide messenger RNA. RefSeq lists its product as uncharacterized. Gene Ontology annotation, cellular component: membrane. The coding region runs from base 382 to 1464 and encodes 360 amino acids. The transcript has 4 exons. The record is from RefSeq and is a predicted model, not a curated record. Lineage: Eukaryota; Metazoa; Chordata; Chondrichthyes; Orectolobiformes; Hemiscylliidae.
UCGCCGCCCCCUACAGGUUAGCUUCCAGAGUGAAAGGUUCAGGUGAGGGAGAGCAGGGACGGACAGAGAUUGGAUUCUCUCCUGCUCGGGGGAACAAUCUAUUCAGUUUGCUGGUUUAAUCGUUAACCCGAAAACUGAACCCUGUAGACCGGUGACAGCGUUUUAUGGAAUUGAUAUGAACUUUACAGGGGAGUCUUUUUUUCAACUUUUAAGCAGUUUCUUCCACCUUUGAUGAACUCGGCUCACCAUUUGCUGUAGUUUGUGGAACCGGAAUAACUAGUUUAUUCCCUGUUUUUUUUAAACGCCUGGUUUCAGUUUGCCAGCAAGACGCCGCUGAUGAAAGAUUUGAUGUGAAGACCUGGGAACAAAUGAAACAGCAAAAUGUCUGAUGUUAAUAAAGUUCCAAGAGGUUCUGAUAGAAAUCGACCUUCAAACAGACCUCAUCGGGAAAAAAGAUAUCAAGACCACACGAGUUCCGAGAAUAAUCAUUCUGGCAAACGCAGCAGAGAAGAUCGUCGAGAUUACAGGGAGUCUCACCAAAGCAAACCCAAUUCUUCCCGACAACCAUACUCUCCAAGCGAAAGUAAACAUGAUUCACGAGAAGAAUACUCCCAACCUCCUGGUUCUAGAGUACCACCAUCUCAUCCAAACAGUCGGCCAUCUUCUUCCUCACCACCUUAUUACAGCUCACCAUCACUAACUAACACUCCUCCCACUCCUCCCAAAGAAUCGUUUGGGACAAAGUGCUCCUACAUGUGCUCAAGAAGAGGGUUGUUGCAGAUCUUUGAAAUCAUUCUGAACCUGGUGGUGCUGAUCUGUGCUGCAGCAACCCAGAGUGCCUCUGCUGGCUUCGACAGCAUCGGAGGCUUCGGGAGUACUUACUAUUACAACAUGGGCUAUGCUAACAGCGGAUUUCUAAAUCACGAAGUGCAGCAGAUCGGCGAGCUAGAUGUUCAGUACAACAGGAUGAAGUCGGCCACUGUGUACUGUGCAGUAGGGCUCAGUGUCAUUCUGUUUGCUUUUGCCGUGGCCUUUCUUGUUGCCGGAUGCAUAAUGCGACACAACAGGUCCUCUGUGCAGGACAGCACAGUCUUGAACUUCCUGAUCAUGGAGUGUGUGGUGAAGGCUCUCGCAGCUGUGGUCUAUCUUAUUGGAGUGGCAUUGUACCUUCACUUCAUUCAUAAAAUUAAUGCCACUGACACAUGCAAGCAGAGGGAGUCACUCUACAAUAGACAUGGCUACAGCUCGGUGAAAUGUGCCAUACUGGGCACCGAAGUUGCCGUUUCCAUCUUUGCUGUCAUGCUGAUCAUUGUGUACGUUGCCGAAGUGGUACUCGGAGUUCUGGCUUACCGAAAGGUGCACGCAGCGCGACCAGAAUACACCAAACCUCUGGGCACCUCCGUCGGGCAUCCUGCUACAUCCCCUGAGUUGGCACCAAUUCAACCCCAGUUAUCAUACAUAUAAACUUGAGUUUAAACAUGUAUACCACUGUGGAUGCUGAAAAUCUUAAACAAAAACAGUGUGUGCAACAGGUCUGAUUGCAUCUGCAGAGAGAGAAAGACACAGUUGACAUAUUGAGACCAAUGACUCUUCAAAGAUAGCUGGGGAAGGGCCGAAUUUACCCUGAUGUCAGAGUGGAGUUAGGGGUAAGAGGUUAAAAGUAAAGUCACCCUAAUCGGAGAGAGUCGAACGGCGAUGGCUUAACCUGAGGGUCACCCUGCCUCAGGCGAGGAGAGACAUUGAACAGGAGUCCUAUACAGUGACCUCAGCUGAUGUGGGAAUUGAACCCAUACUGUUGGCGUCUUUCAGCAUUACAAACCAGUUGUCCAUCCAGUUGAGCUGAUAGAAUAUCUAAUGUCCUGAGAGAGAGAAAAGGGAUAGGCAGUCCAGGUGAUUGCUGCUGAGACAGACAAAUUAUGGCCAGGUAUUAAAUCUCUGUUUUGCCUAUCCCUUUUUCUCUUUAGGUACUCUCUCUAUGUACUCUACUCAGUGCAUCCACACCAUCAUCAAUGUAAAAUUCAGCCUCCCCCAACUAUCUUUGGUGGUUCAACUCGAAACAUUUUCUCUCUACAACUAUUGCCAGACCUGCUGUUAUUAACUGAAAUGUCCUGUCCAAACGUUGCCAUGGUACCUUUAAUAAUACACACAGCAAGAUACAGUUGCCUGAUUUUUUAGGUCUCAGGAUCUACAACUGGUUUUAGAAACAGAAGCUGCCAACUCUUGCCAGUCUUAUAUAACAUUGAUGCAAAAUUUGUGUAAUAAUUUUUGUGAAUGAAUAGCUAAACCUUUUGUGCAUUCAGAAACUGUGGGUCUGAAUUCCUGUUAUGGAGAACACAAUUGCAACCUGACUCUUAUGCUUCCACUCUGAGCUUCUUUAUAGAAUCACUACUCUUUAUGCUGCUGAAGAGUAUUUAAAUAGAAGGACAGUAGUAUUGUGUACAUGGGCAGGAGCGGGUUGGAAAUGUACGGGGCAGGGAAGAAAGUGUAAUGUGAUUUUGCAGCUGUUUCUCUAAACAAGAGUCUCAGAUUACACAAUGGGCCAAGUUCAACCACCUGGUUUUUACCAUUGUCACAAUUAGUAGAAAUUAAUGUGCGUUUUCAUGUGUUUUGUUUUGGGCAGGACAGUGGGUUUUGUGCCUACCCCAUUUUCAAAGCACUCUCUCACUCUCUCACUCUCUCUCUCACUCUCUCACUCUCUCACUCUCUCUCUCACUCUCUCACUCUCUCACUCUCUCACUCUCUCACUCUCUCACUCUCUCACUCUCUCUGUUGGAAACAGGACCUGAAGUCCUGCUACACUGUAGGCCACCCCCUUGACACCGCAGUGUAGAUGGUUAAUGUAGAGGGGUCAUUUUGCUGUCGGAUACCUUGGAAAAUGCUAUAAUUAACACAAUCACCUCUUGAGUCAGAAAGGUCAAGUCCAGCUCAGGGACUUGAGGACAGAAAUCAAGGCUAAUGCUUUGCUGCAGUGCUGUUAGAGGUGCCACCUUUCAUAUGAAAAGUUAAAUCUGUAUUCUCAGGCAAAUAUUGAAAUAUCCUGUAACACUGGUUAGAAAAAGAAUGAGUGGAUUUCUCCAAAUCUCAACUCUCGUGUCUUUACCAAUAUUUAUCUCUCAAUCAUCACCAUAAAAACUGACAACAUGUUGCUGGUUGUGGGAGUUUGCUGCGUACAAAUUAGCUGCUGUGUUUUCUACAGUAAAAUAGUGAAUACACUAUUUCCUUGCCUGAAAAGUGCUUUGAGAGGCGUAGUGGUCAUGUAAAUUUGCUACAUAAAAGUAAGAUUUUCUUUUCCUUUUCAGCAUGAUUAUUUAAGUAGAACUCCAAUGCCAUCAUGUAGCAGUCACAUUCUGACCUAUAUUUCAAAGUUGAGAUGGGUAAGCUAUUAUGGGAAUAUAUGAAUCUAAUUACACUAUUUAACUACUCUCCCCAACUGUGUGUAAUCUCUCCAUUAUUAAUGGACAGAUUCUUUACAAAGAUAAAAUGGAAAAAAAACCCACAAUUAUCAGAUGGCAGUGACAAAAUAGCCAAUUUGAAUUGAUCACUAUACAUUGUGUGGAUUCAAUAAUGUGUCUAGUUACACUUAGUGUAAUGGUAGUUAAUAUUACAAACUGGGUACAUUAGUCACCCCUCUUUUUCAAGUCUAGACGUUUACAUAUGUGCCAGUAGCCUCUCACGACUGCAACUUUUCUUAUGGAAAUGAUUAAGCAAAGCUACAAGUUAUAGACGGGAAGCUGCAUGGCAUCCUAGGUCUGAAGCACUUUACUGAACAUGCAUUCCUGCUAAGGGAUUGAAUUUGGGAGGUAGGUUAACAAUUUGGAUCAAACAGCUGGAGAAUAUUGACGGAUUUUGAAUUUUUUUGUGAGUUUAUGCCCUUUCAUUUGCAGCUGUAAUGAGGUUUCUGUUUAAGAGGAAAUAAUGACCUAUUCUAUCAAUCCAACUAUUAUAAACCUGCUGAAAGGGCACAUUUGGCCUGACUAUUGAUCCUUUGUCAUUUCUCAGAUCUAAAAUUUGAGAAUAGUUUUGACUCUCCACUUUUUACUACACAUUGCAAAAAUGCGAGCAUGUUAAAGAUGUGAUGUUUAAGAUGAUGUAGCACUGACAGCAGUCACAUGCUAUUAAGACUCUGAAAGAUCCUAGAGGUAUAUUAUUAAGAUCAAAUUGUACAUAAAGUGUACAUAAGAGUGUGAAACUCUUGAGUGUUAGACUGUAGUUAUCUUUAGAGAUGGUGAUGCACCAGACCUCGAGUGGGCAGUCUAAGCAUGAUUGACCAGGAUAUUGGAUGGGAGAGAGUUUGAGUUAUGAAGAGAGAGUGGAUACAAUGGGGUAGUUUUCCUUGGAGCGGAGGAGGCUAAGGAGGAACGUGAUUGAGAUGUAUAAAAUUUUCCCAUUGGAGAGAUCAAUGACCAGGGCAUAGAUUUAAAGUAAGCGGCAGGAGGUUUAGAGGGAAAGUGAUGGCAGGGGUUGAAAUUACCAACAGAGUGUUGGGAAUCUGGAACUCUCUGCUUAUAAGAAUGGUAGAGACUGAAACAACAUUUAAGAUGCAAGGCUGUGGGCCAAGAGCUGGAAAAUGGGUUUUAAAUCGUUAGGUGUUUGUUUUUGGCCAGCAGAGAGUCGAGGGACCGUUUUUUCUGUGCUGUCGGCUUCUAUGACUCAAUUGACUGUCUAAGGAAGCAGAGUCUCAGUGGUAUAGGAUAAAACCCCAAAAUCCCAACCGGCCAAACUCAUGAAAACUGAUUGAUUCAGGGUUUAUUAGUAAUGGCUGAUCAAACCACAAUUAUUUGGAACUAACAGAUAACUCGGGAAAAUUUGUGAUGUUAAGUGACUUCUUUAGUAGACUAAGGGGCAGCAGGUGCUGUGUAGUACAGCUAGGCUAAAAAUGAAUUUGUACUCCUGUAUAUUAAUUGCCAAUAAUGCUACUUCAAGCACAACAUUGCAUUCUCAUUUUACUUCAGUUCAUGUGAUAGUAAAUAUACGUUAAAGGCCAAGUUUCCUAUAAGAUGAAAUACUUGAUAAUUUCUGAUAGCGUUAU